Molecule: messenger RNA, 4764 nt
Organism: Rattus norvegicus (Norway rat)
Lineage: Eukaryota; Metazoa; Chordata; Mammalia; Rodentia; Muridae
Gene: Zic5
Product: Zic family zinc finger 5
Exons: 2
Coding region: 342-2213 (623 amino acids)
Cellular component (GO): nucleus
Molecular function (GO): sequence-specific double-stranded DNA binding; RNA polymerase II transcription regulatory region sequence-specific DNA binding
Source: RefSeq, marked validated
AGGGGGCACGAAGUGAAAGCACAGGCGGUGUGGUAUGCGGGGGCGGUUUCCCGCUGGGCUCAGAGCCUGAACCAGAGCCAAUCGCGCAGCCGAGGCAGCUGCCAAUCACACGGCUCCCUCCAAUCCCACCCGUGCCAUUUCCAAAAACUCGGUCCCACUGUGCAGCUCAAAUGUAGUGUUCACUCUGCCAAUCGCUGGAGGAUAGAGUGGGGACAAGAAUAAGCAGUUAGGAGGCCCGGACACAAGAAGUUAAAGAGCCCCUAAUAUAUACAUGUUUUUGAAGGCGGGCAGAGGGGGGAAAAGUACCCCCAGGAAGGGUCUAUGGGCCUGAUUGUAUAGUUAUGAUGGAGCCCCCUUUGAGCAAGAGGAACCCGCCAGCGUUGAGAUUAGCGGAUUUGGCAACGGCUCAGGCCCAACAGCUUCAGAAUAUGACAGGCUUCCCGGUGCUGGCCGGCCCGCCCGCCCACUCCCAACGCCGCGCGGUCGCCAUGCACCUCCACCCGCGGGACCUAGGCACUGACCCCGGCGUGGCCAGCACUGCCCUCGGACCCGAGCACAUGGCACAGACCAGCGGGCACGGCCCCAGUCCUCCCACCCAGGCGCUCCCAGAGCUGCCCCAGGCUACCGCACCCGCCGCCCGCUCCCCCGCCUCAGGGACGCACCCGGGAGCCCGCACCCACCACGAUGGCGGGGGCAGCAGUGGCGCGCAGGCCUCGGCGCCCCCGCCUCCAGCCCCUCCUCUUCCUCCCUCCCAGUCCUCCUCUCCCCCUCCCCCGCCUCCUCCUCCUCCUCCUGCCCUCUCGGGCUACACUGCCACCAACAGUGGCGGCGGCGGCAGCAGCGGCAAAGGCCACAGCAGGGACUUCGUCCUCCGGAGGGACCUUUCCGCCACGGCCCCCGCGGCGGCCAUGCACGGGGCCCCGCUCGGAGGGGAGCAGCGGUCCGGCAGCAGCUCCCCCCAGCACCCGACCCCGCCUCCCCACCCGGCCGGGAUGUUCAUCUCGGCCAGCGGCACCUACGCGGGCCGGGACGGCGGCGGCUCCGCGCUCUUUCCCGCGCUGCACGACUCUCCCGGGGCUCCUGGCGGCCACCCACUCAACGGCCAGAUGCGCCUGGGGCUGGCGGCCGCCGCGGCAGCUGCAGCCGAGCUGUACGGCCGUGCAGAACCACCCUUUGCUCCGCGCUCAGGGGAUGCGCACUACGGGGCGGUGGCGGCCGCCGCGGCCGCCGCCCUGCACGGCUACGGAGCCGUGAACUUAAACCUGAACCUGGCUGCGGCAGCUGCAGCGGCGGCGGCCGCGGGGCCCGGGCCCCACCUGCAACACCACGCGCCGCCCCCGGCGCCACCGCCGGCGCCCGCGCCGCACCCGCACCACCCCCACCUCCCGGGGGCGGCCGGGGCCUUCCUGCGCUACAUGCGGCAGCCAAUCAAGCGGGAGCUCAUCUGCAAGUGGCUGGACCCCGAGGAGCUGGCCGGGCCGCCGGCGCCCGCGGACAGCGGCGCCAAACCCUGUUCCAAAACUUUCGGCACCAUGCACGAGCUGGUGAACCACGUCACAGUGGAGCACGUGGGCGGCCCGGAGCAGAGCAGCCACGUCUGCUUUUGGGAGGACUGUCCGCGCGAGGGCAAGCCUUUCAAGGCCAAGUACAAGCUCAUCAACCACAUCCGCGUGCACACCGGCGAGAAGCCCUUCCCCUGCCCGUUCCCGGGCUGCGGCAAAGUCUUCGCGCGCUCCGAGAACCUCAAGAUCCACAAGCGCACUCAUACAGGGGAAAAGCCUUUCAAAUGUGAAUUUGAUGGUUGCGACAGGAAGUUUGCCAAUAGCAGUGAUCGGAAGAAACACUCCCAUGUCCACACCAGCGACAAGCCCUACUACUGUAAGAUUCGAGGCUGUGACAAAUCAUACACCCACCCAAGCUCUCUGAGGAAGCAUAUGAAGAUUCAUUGCAAGUCCCCCCCACCUUCUCCUGGAGCUCUUGGUUACUCAUCGGUGGGGACUCCCGUGGGUGACACUUUGUCCCCUGUGCUGGACCCAACCAGGAGUCGAUCCAGCACUCUGUCCCCUCAGGUGACCAACCUCAAUGAGUGGUAUGUUUGCCAGGCCGGUGGGGCCCCCAGUCAUCUCCACACACCUUCCAGCAAUGGAACCACCUCUGAGUCUGAAGACGAGGAAAUGUAUGGGAACCCUGAAGUCAUGCGGACGAUACAUUAGAAUUGUUAUUAAGUGAGAUAGUAAGUGGGAGUCCUUGGACCAUGUCCUAACCUGAAACAAUGCUGAGCCUGAGACAAACUGGUGAUUCAGACUUGCCACCGGGUCUAAUUAGCCCUAUUUAUUCAGUAUGAAACCCUAUGGUGUUUGUACAUUUAAUUAAUUUAAUUAAGAUAUUUGGUUGUGGGUUUUUUGUUUUUUGGGGGUUUUUGUUUUGUUUUGUUUUGUUUUCUUUCCUCUUUCUCCUAAAAGAAACAAACACAACCACAAAAUAAAACAGGACUAGAGAUGUAGCUCAGUGGUAGAGUACUUGCCUAGCAUGCACGAGGCCCUGGGUUUUCAGUCUCUAGCACUGGGGAGGAAAAGUAAUAGCAAAUUAAAAAGCAACUAAGUUGGACUUGUACAUUGCAGGGAGACAGGCCUGGUGUCAGAUUCUAUCAAGGGAAAUGAGUGGGGGAAUUGAGAUAUAACACUGCCAAUACAAUGUGUGUGUGAGCUUGAGUGUGCUUGUGUGUGCGUACGUGUGUGUGUGUGUGUGUGUGUGUGUGUGUGUGUGUGUGUGUGAGAGAGAAAUAGGGAAAAAAGAAUAUUAAGUCAGAACUUAACACAUCAACCAGGCCCUCUCCAUGUCCCAGAGUUCCUCUCAGACGCCUUUGACACCAUAAUGAGGGCUGCUUUUGAGCCUUCUGGUAGAGACUUAAUUCUGCAAAGGUCUCUUGAUUGUAAAACACACACUUGCUGCACUAACAACAGAUCCUGGACCGUGCCUGUAUCCAAAAGUCUUUGUAUAACAAACAAACAAACAAAACUGUGGUUUCUAAUGUUUAUCACUUUAAUUCCUCUGCUUUUAUUAUCAAUCUCAAUGUAACAUAAUAUUUUUUUAAUACAGGAUUGUUCCUUCAGUAUCUUGUGUGAUUUAAAAAAAAAGCAAAAACAAAAACAAACAAACAAACAAACAAAAAAAAAAAACAAAUCAAGCCAAGUGCAGCCACCUUAAUAUAGCUCCAUAUAUCGUGCUACUGUGAUAGUUCAAGCAGAAAUGGAGAAGAGUUGCUGAGACAGACAGCUGGGGAAACUGUGAUCUUUUGUAAACCAGAAGUAAUUCAAGUGCUUUCUCUUUCCUCUGCUGGGUUGUGCUGUUUUGAUUUUUAAGUCGGGAGUUUCAGAUGUUGCCUCCUGGCUGUACCCAAAUUUUGGGAGUAAUAAGCAGUUAUGUUUUUGACCAUAAGUUCUUUGGGAUGCCAACAUGCACAGUGAUGUCUAAGGAAGUACUAGGAUUGCAUCCUAUCCAUUUUUAAAAGAACUUUUUUUUAAAAACAAGCCAACUCCUCUUUUAUACUACUGUAUCGACCUUUUUCUUUUUUUUCUAAAAAGAAAAAAAAAGGUCUCUAUUUUUAAUGUAUUUUCUUUCACCUGUGCCACAAGGACUGAAUCUUCUUCCCUUUGCAAUGACAGUGUGAAGUGUAUGAUUUAUAUUACAAGAGGAGGAGUUGCUGUACUUGUUAAAAAUUUUAAGAGGUUUAUAGUUAACCACCAAAUGCUGAUGAAUGUGUGACCUUUGCCAGAGCUGUCAAGCCAGGAUACAAAGGGUCAAGGACCCAGGACAAUAACCCUUAGUCAGUUUAUGUUCGGUUGGUACAACACAUCUCCUGUGCAAACUGUAGCCCAUCAGAAACACCAUAUACAUAUGCUAAAGGUACUAAUUUAUCCUCAGAGACCCUGAAGACGCCCCCUCCCCCAUGAUUUGUAGAAAUUUGUUUUGUGUGCUGUGAGUGGUUCAUGUAGUCUUGUCAUUGUUAAUAACUUGUCUGUGAAUACUUUUAUUUGUACAGUUUUUAAUUAAUUUAUUUUUAGAGAUCCUUUUCUUCUGGAAGAGUUCAAAGCACACCAAAGAAAUAUAUUAUACAUUUUGGCAAAAGAUUGUCAUUUAUGACCCAUGGUUUAUUUAAGAAAAAAAAGAAAAGGAAAAGAAGUGGGAAAAUAUAAAAUAUAUUUUUAAGCUUACUUGAAUGGACAAGGUAAUGUGAAAACUCGAGACUCUUCCUGCACGUCUUUUUGCCUCGUGUUGAUGAGAUUAUGUAUAGUUUAUAGAUAUAUUAGUACAGUGCAUGGUGCUGUUACGUGGACACCUUUUAAUGUUGUCUUCAGAUUGUUACAGUAAAUAUGAAACAUGCAGACCCUCCUUUACAAAGAGAGAGACCUACAACUUGAAUAUAAAAUAAUCCUACAUUUUAAAGGUUUAUUUGAUUUUUUUUUCCUGUUAUUCACUUUCAAAUAGAAAAGAUAAGGUAUGAAUUUGGGUGGGAUAACUUAUGUACUGUAAGCUUGUUAGGACGAAGUAUUCCUGAUGUAUAACAAGUUGUUUUAUUUAUACAACUUUUUCAAUGGUAGUUUGCACUAUUCUUUAUCAUGCUACAGGUUUAUUUAUUAUGAAACAAAGGAAUAUGUAUUUUAUGUAUUUUGCCAUAAAUAGGUUAACUGCCACAAAUUUAUUGGUUCCUGAUACACUGAAAAUAAAACCUUACAAUGUGUACCUCCCUUAGAGAGAAAGCAA